Molecule: messenger RNA, 402 nt
Organism: Gastrolobium bilobum
Lineage: Eukaryota; Viridiplantae; Streptophyta; Magnoliopsida; Fabales; Fabaceae
Product: probable protein phosphatase 2C 80
Exons: 3
Coding region: 1-402 (133 amino acids)
Source: RefSeq, a predicted model, not a curated record
AUGAUGAAUGUGAAGAAGCGUCAAGCUCAAGAGGCACCUGUUUCAUUGGAAUGUGAAGAAGCGUCAAGCUCAAGAAGCACCGUGUUGGAGAAGAGAAAAGCAAAUCAUGGGGUUGCUGAUGGUGUUGGUGGAUGGGCUAGGAAAGGCAUCGACGCUGGUGAUUAUGCCCCUAAAGGGUCAUCCACUGCAUCCAUUGUUAGUCUUCAGAAAAAUGUCUUGCAUGGUGUCAAUGUUGGUGACAGUGGCUUGAUGUUGUUCAGAAACAACACAAUGUUGUUUCAGUCCCCCAUUCAGCAGCGCAAAUUCAACACUCCGUUUCAAUUGGGGAAUGCUGUGAGGAGUGAUCGUCCAGACUUUGCCGUGGAGUAUCAGGUUCAUGUUGAGAGCCAUGGGAUGUUCUAG